GCGCCGCCGUCGGGUUUGGCUGGAGCAGAGAGGGCGCUUGAGGAGAACCGAUCGGCGGCGGGGCGAAUUGGCGGAGUCGAAGCGCUGCCCACUUCCUCCGCCGCGCCGCGCCUCCUGGCCCUCGCGGGCCGCCGCUCCCCCCGCGUCUCCCGCCACGCGACCCGGCCCCGUCGGAAAGGGCCCUCUCCCCCCCUCCCACCAUGGCUCCUCAGAAGCACGGCGGCGGAGGAGGCGGCGGCGCGGGGCCCAGCUCGGCUGCUCCUAGCGGAGGGGGAGGCGCCGUCGCGGCCACCGCCACGGGCGGCGGUGGCAGUGGCGGCGGGUUCGGCGGCGGCGGCGGCUCGACCUCGGCCGCCGCGCCGGGCGGCAAGUCCGGCGGCGCCGUGGGAGGCCUCGGCAGCGGCUACUCGGGGAGCGGCUGCGGCUCCUCGGCGUCGUCGGCAGCGGCCUCCUCGGCUGCGGCCCUCCCGCCGGUGAAGAAGCCGAAGAUGGAGCAGAUCCAGGCCGACCACGAGCUCUUUCUGCAGGCCUUCGAGAAACCAACACAAAUAUAUAGAUUUCUACGCACCCGCAAUCUCAUAGCUCCAAUAUUCUUGCACAGAACUCUCACGUAUAUGUCCCACAGAAACUCUCGAACAAAUAUCAAAAGGAAAACAUUCAGAGUAGACGGGAUGCUGACGAAAGUAGAGAGAAAACAGGGAGAACACGACUUGCAAAGCUUGUCUGCUCAUCUACAACUCACCUUUACUGGUUUCUUCCAUAAAAAUGAUAAGCCAUUGCAAAACUCAGAAAAUGAACAAAGUUCUGUAACUCUGGAAGUACUGCUUAUAAAGGUUUGCCACAAGAAACGAAAGGAUGUUAGUUGUCCAGUAAGGCAAGUACCUACUGGUAAAAAGCAGGUGCCCUUGAAUCCAGACCUCAACCAAAUGAAACCAGGCAGCUUUCCAUCGCUAGCAGUUUCCAGCAACGAAUUUGAACCCAGUAACAGCCAUAUGGUGAAGUCUUACUCACUAUUAUUCAGAGUAACGCGUCCAGGAAGAAGAGAAUUUAAUGGGAUGAUAAAUGGUGAAACUAAUGAAAACAUUGAUGUUAACGAGGAGCUUCCAGCUAGAAGAAAACGCAAUUCUUCCAACCGUGAAGAUGAGGAGAAGACUUUUGUAGCACAAAUGACUGUAUUUGAUAAAAACAGACGACUGCAGCUUCUUGAUGGGGAAUAUGAAGUAGCCAUGCAAGAAAUGGAAGAGUGCCCAGUCAGCAAGAAAAGAGCAACAUGGGAGACAAUACUGGAUGGGAAGAGGUUACCUCCAUUUGAAACAUUUUCUCAGGGACCCACACUUCAGUUUACCCUACGAUGGUCAGGAGAGGCAAAUGACAAACCGACAACUCCUACUGCGAAGCCGCUUUCAACACGGAAUUCGGAGAGCUUCCCUCAAGAAAACAAGCCCAGCUCUGUGAAACCUACACAGACUAUAGCUGUAAAAGAAUCUUUGCCGCCAGACCUGCAGGCAAGAAAAGAAAGGGAUGUUUCAAAUGAGCCUCGACAGAAACUGAGAAUAUUCUAUCAGUUCCUGUAUAACAACAAUACAAGGCAGCAGACUGAAGCUAGAGAUGACUUGCAUUGCCCCUGGUGCACACUGAACUGCCGUAAACUUUACAGUUUACUCAAACAUCUCAAGCUUUGUCAUAGCCGGUUUAUUUUCAAUUACGUGUAUCAUCCCAAAGGUGCUAGGAUAGAUGUUUCCAUCAAUGAGUGUUAUGAUGGCUCAUAUGCAGGAAAUCCUCAGGAUAUUCAUCGCCAGCCUGGGUUUGCAUUCAGUCGUAAUGGGCCAGUCAAGCGAACACCAAUUACGCACAUUCUUGUAUGCAGACCAAAGCGUACAAAAGCUAGCAUGUCCGAAUUCCUUGAAUCUGAAGAUGGAGAAGUGGAACAGCAAAGAACAUACAGCAGUGGACACAAUCGGUUAUACUUCCACAGUGAUACAUGCUUACCUCUCCGUCCACAAGAAAUGGAAGUUGACAGUGAAGAUGAAAAGGACCCUGAGUGGCUAAGGGAGAAAACUAUCACGCAAAUUGAAGAGUUUUCAGAUGUGAAUGAAGGAGAAAAAGAAGUGAUGAAAUUAUGGAAUCUACACGUUAUGAAGCACGGGUUUAUUGCAGACAAUCAAAUGAAUCAUGCCUGUAUGCUGUUUGUUGAAAAUUAUGGACACAAAAUAAUUAAGAAGAACUUGUGUCGAAACUUCAUGCUUCACCUGGUCAGCAUGCAUGACUUUAACCUUAUAAGCAUAAUGUCCAUAGACAAAGCUGUUACUAAGCUUCGAGAAAUGCAGCAGAAAGUAGAAAAAGGAGAGUCUGCUGCUACCACAACAACGGAGGAGAUUUCUGAAGAACAAACUGGAAUAACCAAUGGCUGCAGUGAAACUAACACUCGGGAAAGAUCCUCAGAAAUGGAUGCUAUCUCAUGUAUGGCAAAACAGAAUAGAAAACAGAAGAUCUGAAAAGUAGAGCAAAGGGGCAUUCAAUGCACAAACAAUGAAGUGACAUUUUAAGAUGCAUGAACUCUUAUAAGGAAUUUAAUAUGACACACAGGCUCCUAACAGGCACUGCUGGAAACAGGAUUUCAACAAUAUGGUUCCUUUUGAGUUGAUUAUGCAAGUACUACAUGUAUAUCAGUUCUAGUGGUGUAAUGACAAUACUCAAAGUUUGAGCAUGAAGAGCAAUACAAUUUUUGGGAAUUUUAAUUAUGAACUGUACUGAAUUUACAUAACUUGAGUAUAUGUAAACCAGUUUUUAUAUAAAGAUUUUUUUUUAAUUAUUUUUUUUGCAUCUGUACUGGCUGUCUUUCCUACCAUGGAGUUGAAAAUUAGGGAAAGAGAUUCGGACAGUUUAUGCUUUGUACUUAGAAAUUCCUUAGGUUAACUUUUUUUUGUGGCAAAUAACACACCAUUUAAAGUUUACCUUGAUCUUAUAGGUGUCAAACUACAGAUUGCAAAUUUCUAAACACUUUUUAAACAUUCAGCUGUAACAUAGCACUUCUUUGUCUCAAACCUUUUUUGGAAAAAAAACCAACAACCUCUGCUUUUCUCAUUACAAACACAGGGGAAGUACCAUAUUAAUUCUGUCAGUAGUCCGAACGAAUCUGCAGAUAACAAGGUGUACUAGAUCAAAGCUUUAACCUAAUCAAGCAUAACUGUUGAGAGUUGUUUACUAGAAUGCUUUGUUUAACACCUAGAGAUGGCUUCUCGGCCUUUUGGCUAAGAGAUCAAGUGUUAACACCUGGAGUCCAUGGUAGGCAGUGCCUGGAUAUGUACCUAUUUUGCCUAUAUACAGACUGUAAGAUCGAAGCAUGGCGUUAAAAGAGAAUUUUUGGUUGCUAGUUUUGAAGGGGAAAUGCACUGUAAAAUUAGGCCAGAAAAUGUGUUGCACUUCUUAUGCAAGUACUCUGUGAUGUAUUGCAUUCAAUACAGAUGCUAACCUGUGCAGUCUUGCACUGCUAACACAUUUUAUGCACAUGUUUACAGAUUUUCUUUUUUCCAAUGGAAAGUAGCUUCACUACUGGUACAGUAUCAGCUUCAAGGGUUUAUUCCAGCAAGCACUGUAGUUGAGUGGCAUUGCCUCAUUUUUUAAAAAAUUCUUGAAUAGUUCAUUUUUUCAUAUUCUUUAUUUAUAAAGGAUUGAUUAUGUAAAUACAGGUGUUUCUAAUUUUUUAUUUCAUUCCACCACCACAAGAAGGCAGAUCCCUGUUGGUUUUUGUUUUUUGUUUGGGGUGGGGGUGGGGGUAAGCUUUGUAAUGGGUUUUUUUCCAGAAAUUUAUAAAACUGUAAAUACUGACUUUGGUCCCUAAAGAUGUGUUUAACUGUGAGACUAUUUAACUAAUGGUGUGGAUGUGAUUUGUCAUCCAGUAUUAAGUUCUUGGUCACAGAUUUGUGUCGGUAGGAAAGAGGGGGAGACUGCAGCUUUCUUUAGACUUCUCGAAUUUCCUGCUCUUGAGUUGUAGCAAACUCUUAUUACACCUUUGAAUAGCCGGUCAAGCAUUUCUCUUGGGCUUUAAUUUGCUAAAGCUGUGCACAUAUGUAAAAAAAUAUAUUUUAGGAGAGACGUAGUUGUAGAACUAUUGCUUAUGUCACUUCUUAAGCAGCUGCGCUCUUAAUGCUUAAAAGGAGGCUAGCAUUGUUUGCACAAAAAAGUUGGUGACCCCUCCCAAAAUAGUAAUGAAAUUACUUAUGUCCAAUAAACUUUGUAUGUCAUGUCAAUUUAUAAUAAAAGCUGAGAAUCCCUUUGUUUCUAUUUAUAAUAAAGAUGGAUUUUCUAUAUGUACCCUUAAUGAGACUUUCAAUAAAUCAUGUAAACUGGGUGAACAUUUGAAUGGUACAGUAGAUAUAAAGAAGUGUUUAAUGGACCUUUUUGUUUUUACAUUAAAUGUUUAUUUGAAAUUGGAUUUUGUACAUAAAGUUCAAUAAUAUAAAAUCUU
Molecule: messenger RNA, 4468 nt
Organism: Podarcis muralis (Common wall lizard)
Lineage: Eukaryota; Metazoa; Chordata; Lepidosauria; Squamata; Lacertidae
Gene: SUZ12
Product: SUZ12 polycomb repressive complex 2 subunit
Cellular component (GO): RSC-type complex; nucleus; ESC/E(Z) complex
Molecular function (GO): chromatin DNA binding
Source: RefSeq, a predicted model, not a curated record